Molecule: messenger RNA, 7573 nt
Organism: Actinia tenebrosa (Australian red waratah sea anemone)
Lineage: Eukaryota; Metazoa; Cnidaria; Anthozoa; Actiniaria; Actiniidae
Biological process (GO): proteolysis
Cellular component (GO): cytoplasm
Molecular function (GO): cysteine-type endopeptidase activity; protein binding
Source: RefSeq, a predicted model, not a curated record
AUGGUGGAGUCGGGAAGACAAACAAAUAUUGAUAGACUUGCCCAUUCAAGUUCAAGCACGUUGCUUGAUAUCUUCACGACCACACUCUCUGAUCAGUCGCAUAAUUUAUGGUGAUGCCUUCAUUUGUCUGUGAAAAGCUUCCUCUAACUACUUUUUUCGCUGCUGUAGGAAACUGAGAACACCAUCAAGACAUUUCAGCUUCCAACAUUUUCUCAACUUUAUUACAUCGUUGGAACAUUCAGAUUCCCCUUUUUAAUAAGAACAAACACUAGGUAGGUCUUGAUCCCGUUACUUCCUGUUUACUUGAGUCGAAAGUGAGACUGCUUGAAACAUGACUCGACGUUCGUGUUCUUCCCGCUAUUCGUCAGUUUAGUUAAAAUGGCUAUCAGUUGGGCUUCUUCAAUUAAAGUAAAUCUAAACUUUGCUCGCCUUUCUAAGUUAUUGAUUGAUGGUGGAACAAGUGCCUUAAGAGAUGUAUUUGACUCGAUCCAUUCACCAAGCUCCCUUCACAAGACACUACUCAGUACGACAGUGCAUUCUACUCUAAAGGGACUGAGAGAAAAGAGGAUUCUAAACAAACAACAAUGGGACAGACUCUAUCCUGCUAGCCGAAGUACAACUGUCACUUCAGCAGAUUUUGACAUUAAACUGUUAUUUGUACUACUGCGUAAUAUUUGUGGUUUAACACCCCCACCAACAGGAUGGGACAAGAUUCCUAUAGCUACAGACCUGAGUAGAGAAGCUGAUUUGGCUCGAGUCGAAUAUUAUAGAAAUGAACUUUAUGGCCACAUCACAGAAACAGCUGUUAGUGACAGUGAUUUUGAGAAAUACUGGAGUGAGAUCUCAGAUGUGUUGGUAAGACUGGGUGGACCUCAUAACAAACCAAAGAUCGAGAGAAUAAAGAUAGAAGAAGUGGACCCAGAACAGGAAAAGAAUUAUAUUAAAGCACUUGAAGAGUGGGAAGAACAGCAGAGAUUAAUUAGAAAGAUGGAGGAGAUUCUUAAGACAGUUAAAGGGGAUUCAGCUGUGGAUCCUUCACAUGUUAAAGAUUCCGAAAUGCUAAAAGAGGCAAUAAAAGGCAGCACAGACUACCAAACUAAAUUCAUGGCUGCACAUGACGUUCCCAGUGCAAAGACAGAUGAAAUCGUUACCAAUCUAACAGUAUAUUAUGCAGAUAAAAAACAAAAGAAAAAAGGACAAGCAAAAGACCUGGGUAGAAGUGAACAGCUGCAGGGAUACACCAAAAGAACGAUGAGUUGUAAAGUUGAUAAAUACGAAGAUAUCUUCAAUGACAUGCAAGGAGAAAAUCCAAACUUACUUCUUACCGGUGAACCCUGGAUAGGUAAAACCUUUCUCUGUGAGAAAGUCAUACGAGAUUGGUCUAUUAAUAGAUUAUUUAAAAACGAAAACACUCCUAAUAUUCAGUUUGCCUACCUGUUGAAGCUCCGUCAGCUCAGUUCAAAGGGCGACAAAAAGAUUAAUUUACAAGAAUUACUGAAUUGUUCGCCCCUUCUUGACGACAAUUCAGUCAUCAAUGAUUCAUUAUUUGAAUAUUUGAUUCAAAAUCCCUCCAAGUUGCUGAUCAUCUUGGACGGGUUUGAUGAAUGUUCGGAACAGCACCGUAAACAAAUCGCUAGCGAUUACGAGGGAAUAUAUCCAAAUGAUUCCAAAGAAAAGAUGCCAAUCCCUGUACUUUGUUCUAAAUUGAUUAGAGGAAAACUUUUAAGAAAUUCUGUUGUUCUGGUAUCUUCAAGGCCAGGCGAGGCCGAGGAGUUGGGAAAAAUCAAUUUUGACAGAUACGUAGAAAUCUCGGGCUUUUCACCUGAACAAGUCACCGAGUAUGUUGACAAAUAUUUCAGCGAACCAGGAAAAGAACGAACAAAAAAGACGGUACGCGAACACAUAGAAAAAAAUGAGAACCUGAUGAGUUUUUGUCAUAUUCCGCUAUUGUCUUUCUUGUUCUGCUGGUGUUUAGAAUGGCGAAUUAGUAGUUCGGGAAUCGCAGAAAAUCUACCCGCUAAAAUAACCGAUCUUUAUGAUGAGGUUGUUAAAGUCUUGGUACAAAAACCCCAUGCAAAUCUCAAAUAUUCAGAAAUGUCAGAAUAUGCGAUGAAAAUAGCUGAAGAAACGCUAGAUAAACUAGCUAAAUUAGCAGCUAAUUUACUGAAGGAAAGUAAAUAUAUUUUUGACGAAGAAGAUAUGAAAAAGCUAGACCUUACCGAGGACGAAAUUGAAAACUUGAAGAUAAGUGGCAUCCUUCAUUGUGUUCCUGGAAUUAGAAUUUCUSYUYUUCAAACAAAAGAAGAGUUUAGUUUCACUCAUCUGACGCUGCAAGAAUUUCUCGCUGCUUCCUUCUUUGUAAAGAAUGGAGAAAUCCCAGAGAAAGAGAUAGCAAGUGGGCAGACAUUUGUGUUCAUAUCUGGACUUUUGGCCAGGAAAAAAUAUGGAGAACAUCUAAUGAAUAAACUACUCCAACAGAUAACACCUAAGCAUUAUAAUGAUCAUGUAAACCAACUGCUAAUGUUACAGUGUCUGUAUGAGUAUGGAGAGGAAGAACUAACUAAACAAAGCAUGCAUUAUCUUUACGAUAUAUCUGUGGUGUAUGAGCACAUUUGUUUUAGACAAACAACCGAUUUUGAUCUGAAAUACUUAUUGUAUUUGGUGGAUAUUAUUCGUUCACUAAAAGAAGAACAACAUCCAGAGUCACUUGUUGUUGAUACAUUGGAAAUCACUCAUUCAUCUUUAACCUCGUUUGGUGUUGGUGUUGUUUGUCGUUCACUUGUUCGUAAUUCGUUCAUAACUGCACUGGAGCUAUUGCAUUGUAGUUUAGAUAAUAAAUGUGUAGAAAUACUAACUGACUCAUUAGUAAACACUGGAAUAACCCACCUAGGCCUAUUUGGGAAUAAUAUUACAGAUGAAGGAGUGAAGAGUAUUUGUAGUGUACUAACACAAACUAAAAUAACCUACCUGGACCUAGGGAUUAAUAGUAUUACAGAUGAAGGAGCAGAGAGUAUUUGUAGGGUUAUCAUAAAAGAUAAUUGUCAUGUAGAACGAUUAGACUUAUGGGGCAAUGAGGAAAUAACUGUAGAAUGUAAGAAACGCGUAGAAAAACUAGUAGAAAAACACAAACCCAUAGUUUUGGUGUACCUUGGAAUCUCCAGGAGUAAAGUUAGUGCAACAGAAAAAGAAGAAAGCAGACGAGAAGAGGAAAAGCAAGACACAGAAAGCAUCAGUCAAUAUCAUAGUUUGGCAGAAAGUGCAGCAAGCCCCUUGGUUUCCAAUGAAAUGAAAUCGCUGACCAUCUCUAACAAGCAGAACCAAGCAAUUAUUGAAGUAACUCAAGAAGGGGGUCGUUUUGACAUCUCUAUGUAUGGUGCUCUACUUGAAUUUCCUCCAAAUACUGUUGAAAGUUCCACUCAAGUGGUUUGCAAAGUAUGCUCUCGCGAAAGUAUACCUUCGCCUGAGGCGGAUCCUAUGGAGACUCUCGUGAGCCACAUAGUGCAGCUUGGUCCAUCAUCUGUCGAACUACAGCAACCAGUAAUUGUGACAAUGCUGCAUGCAGGUCCUGGGAAAAAAUCUGGUUAUGAAAUGAUAGUGAAGGCUUUCAACGACGAGGAACGCAUUUGGAAGGAAAUAGAAGAAUUCAAGGACACUUCACAUAUUCCCAAAAACUACAAAGCUGGCAACGUUAUUCAAGUAAAGAUCUCUAAGCUGACAACCUUAGCCGUUAUCAGCAGGCUUGUCACUGAUACGUUCGAGGUUACACCAACUGGAUGUGUUGUCACGUCUUCAGUAUGUAAUGAUGUAACAGUUACGUUUCCUGAAGGAGCUGUUGAUAAGACAAUCACUGGAUCCAUGAAGGUGGUUUUGUUGCCAGAGAUGAUCUUCAUUUUUAGCGGGUUUAAAGACAUCAAGUUCUUGAAGCCUGUUACCAUAAAAUUUCCGCACGAGGGUUCUACAGACGACUUUCCUGGUCGCUUACGAGUUUUGUCUCAAAAGGGCGCGGUGCAUCCUGGAAAACGUUGGAAUGAAGUUAAAGGCAAUGUAAAACUGGAAAAGAAGGAAGAAGGCUUCUUGGAACUUCAUGUUCAACAUUUUUGUAGGUUGACGGUUGCUGAGCCAAUCUCUUGGUGGUGGAGAAGUCAGCAGCAAGUCUUUCUGGGAGCUUUUAAAGAGAACAACGAUUCCCUGAAGCUUACCAUUGCUUGUGCCUCUAUUUUUGUUAACUUUGAACACGAAUUCAUAGGAUUAGGCUAUGAACGACUGGCUGUGUCUACAGCAGCGAUGAGACCUGGAGAAAUGGCAUACGUACAGGUGGAAGAUGGUUGGGAUAUACAAGCAGAGGAAAACGUCUAUGUGAAGUUUAUUGAAGGGGGUAGAUACCGGGAAGAGUUAGUCUAUAGCAUUAACUACGAUUACUUCCAAAUCCAUGCCACAAGCAACAUAUUAUAUCUCUGUUUCUACCCAACCAUGGAGUUCGUCGAGAAUGAUCGGAUUGGCAGACUUGCAAUCGAUCGAAGGAGAUUGUAUCCAACAGUAGUAAGCAUGGGUAAUGAUCCUCCAGAAGAAGUAAUGGAUAUAGAUCCUGAACCACCGAUGAAUGAGAACCAAAGUAGAUUUGUUGCACCAACGUGUUUGGAUCGUCAUAUCCCACCAAGUGAUCGGCCAGAGUGUAUCAACACUGUUUACAAGAUGACGAGUAAUCCUAGAGGAAUUGCAUAUAUUAUCAACAUAAAUAGAUUCUCURUUCAUCCCUGCCAUAAGAUGUACGGUCGGCUUGUCGAAUUCUUGGGUUCCCAUUUAGAUGUAAAUUCACUUAGUCGUCUAUUCCCGGACUUGCUUUUUGAAGUUCAAUAUCAUUCGGACCUAAAGCAGAAUGAAUUUUUAACUAGGCUGCAGAUUUUUUCUAAAACUACUAAAUUCUCACUCUACGACUGCUUGGUUGUUUUCAUCAUGAGCCAUGGCAAAGAAAAUUAUAUUUACGCUUCCGAUGGCGAAGAAGUGCGCUUGCAAGAAAUCUUUGACAUGUUUCAAAACUGUCAGGCUCUCCAGGGAAAGCCCAAGUUGUUUUUUAUUCAAGCAUGCAGAGGAACAGCGGCAGAUGAUGGAGUUGUUCAUAGAGACGACCCAGGAGAACAAGCACAAAUAGCCAGGCCUGGUCUCAAUGAUAGAAGACGUCCUGAGGAAUACGAUAAUCUAUAUGGUUACAGUUGCUAUGAGGGACAAAAUUCAUACGGUUGGGAUGAUUACGGAAGCGCUUACGUCCAAUCUUUUGUAGACGUUUUUAGAGAACACUCUUGUAAGGAACACCUGUUAAGCUUGUUGGAAAGGGUCAAGCGCAAAGUCAGAGAACGUGAGCGAAAUCAAAUACCGUGGAUUAAUUCUACUCUGAGGAAAUUGUUGUAUUUCUACCCAGGUUUGUUUGAAAAUCCAUAGCAAUCUUAUCAAGCAGGGGAAAAUUCCUAGGGGACCAUAUCUCUCAAGAUAUAUAGGCUCCAUGUCGUCAUGCAGAUUAACAGCUAAGCUAAAUAUAACUCGCACAGAGUGGUUGGUAGUUGUGACCUCAUUUUCGUAAAAUGAUAUGAGUUUUCUAGAUCACAAUAAGUACAGUUGACCCUGGCCUUGGUGUUACAUCCACAUAUUUUCGUCCUGAAGAUAUUUUUUUCAACUUCCCAAUUUUGGUAAAAUUGGCCAUAUAGAGCCAAAAUGUAAAGUGAAUUCAUCGAAUAAAUCCGCCCAAAUAAACUGACGUCAAAACUACCAACCAAUCACAGAGCAAGCUAUAUUUAGCAUAGUUAGCUAUCUGAUGAAAGCAAGAUAUCAUCUACUACCUAUAUACCAUGAUCUUGAAUGUUAAGACUUCAAAUCACUUCUUGAUAAUAGCACAUGUAUAACCGGUAGUUUUUCAUAAAUUUAGGACAACUGACCACAAGUAUAUAGGUGAUGAUAGCAAUGACAGGAGAAAGAAACGCCAAUAUGCACUUACAGGAAUAUCUCAAAGCAUGAUGGAAAACCGAGUACUUACGGUUUUUAGGCUUCUCUGAAAAUUAAUCGAACAAUUUUUCCUUCUACAUUUUCCAUGAAAUGUAAGUAUUUGAACAGGCGAAAAAAAGCAGAGUAAUUUUUAUCUGAUAGUUCCUUUGAUUUCUUUGCUCCAUUUUGCAGUACUCGGUUUCCUAGAGAGCUUUGGGAGCUUUGCCUAUAUAAUCUGCCCGUGUUUCCCAGACGGAACGAAAGGUUUCUAUUGUUGUGCCUUCUGUCAUAGCUGCCAUCUCGUUAGGGUGCAAACAUUCUAUAGCCUACAUGUAUAUUUCUUUUAUUAUAGUGCCUAGUUGACUCGAUUUUAACUAGCUAUUAACUAAUUUGUCAACACAAGAAAACAAAAAAGAAUUGUAAAUCGACCUUACUAUAGUUCGUUGAAUCUAUAAAUGGCGUUAAGUAUGUUAGCGGUUAAAUACUUAACCGAGAUUAACAGAGGCAAUAAGUAUAAAUUAUAUAUUAAUAUACUGAGCCAUGAUUUGUUACGUAGAUUAGGGCUUUAAAUUUAAUUAUUGAUCGUGCUAUUUUAAAGUUCAAUGAUACUUUAACCACAAAGAGGGAUCUUCCCAUUUAUCAGAAAUUGAACUUCAAGGUCAAAGACAACAAGUGUCGAAUCUUGUCGAUUAUUGAAACAUAGAGCUUUAAAGUACGACGUAAAUCAUAUGGAAAAACAACUUUCGGGUCUAAAGCGAAAAGUAGUUCUAUAAAGAUGAUAGGAUAGGAUGAUAGUAUUUGUUGUCCAAAUAAUUUGUAAUUGUUUCAUUUGGAGGUUAAAUAAUUGAGAACAUUUUUCGUUUUACUUUAGCUGUUUUGUGAGCAGUUGGACCUGGAAAUACGUCGCGACUUAAAAGCUCUAUAUGUUGAGAAUGUAUGACUUUGUGCUCGGUGGCAAGAGCUGCAACAGCCCAGCCAUACGUUUUUUUGAAAUUUUUCAGUGCUUUUAGUUAUAGCUUUGUUUUCCAGUCAAAUAUUAGACCAAAGAUUCCGGCAAAAUCUUUAGUAGAUAGAGUGCUCGCACUAAAYCCGUGAAACAAAUACUAAUUUUUAGUACUAAAUAGYGAUAAUCAAACAAUAGAAAAACAAGGAUUCUGUAUGAAUUACUACUUAUUAGUACUAAAUAUGUUUCACGGGUUUAGGCCGUGCACUCUACUAACAAGGCAUUUACUUUUAUUUCCUAUCUAUUCAGUAUGUUUAAUUUGUUGAAAAUUAGAAAGCCGAUGUAUGCUAAUUAAGCAAAAUGCUGGCAAUAACGUCAGCAGAUAUGGACGAAUAAAUGACCACUUUUCAUCCAUCGAUUCCCUGGUCCAACAGAAAGUAUCCGAUUGAGGCUGUGGUGUAGCUCAAAUUUAAAAAAAUCGUUUGAAACUCCCUUACAGCCAUGCUUUAUACAGGAUCCAAGUGGUGAAUAUCUUUACAUACAUCACCUUGAUAUAGACUUUUGUAUUUCCUUGCCUUGAGCGUUAUUGUAAAUAUACUGGUUUUCACAAGCAAGUUCAGUGUAAAAUAAAGUAGAUUCUGCCUCUGAUAUGAUAAA